UGUCAUCCAAUUGACUCGUCGGAGAACAUAGAUGUUGAUCAUCAUGCAUUUUGGAGAGAAAUGGAGAUUGAAACAACUUCAGACGGUCCAAAGUACACUGAGUUGGAAAAGGUUAUGGAUUUUAGUAAGACAUGGUCUGAAGAGAAAAGGAUGAUGGUUGGUAGGCUAAUGUUAUUAUCUGUUGCAAUACAUGGCAUACAUCAUGGCUCUAGGAUCCCUCUUUCAAGUGCUAAAAGGGUGUUUGAUCCAGAUGGUUUUGAAAAACAUCCUUGGUGUCGAGUGGCUUUUACUUGCUUAGUCAAUUCAGUCAAGAUUGUUGAUUUAGAUAAAGACUCUUACACGGUACAAGGAUGUGUGCAUGCUUUGUUGAUUUGGUUGUAUGAGAGUGUGCCUGGCAUUGGAAAACUGUAUGGGUUGAGAAGGUCUACGGGUACUGGCAUUCCUUUGCUUGAUUGGCAAUCAACACGGAAAGGUAUCAAGAUGAAUGAAUUGAUAAAGGAUGAGUAUUCUAAACAUGGACAGGUCCGUGUAAAGCAUAUGGUGGAUGUUUCAGAGGAUCAUAUGUAUCCUGAAUGGAGUGACGAUGAAGAGAAUAAGGAUCCAGCCCUAGACAAAUUGAUUAAUGAUAUUGUCAAUGAUUGC
Camelina sativa (false flax) is the source of this 642-nucleotide messenger RNA. Lineage: Eukaryota; Viridiplantae; Streptophyta; Magnoliopsida; Brassicales; Brassicaceae. The record is from RefSeq and is a predicted model, not a curated record.